CUAAGCUAUUUUUUAAAUAAGAUUAUUUAAAUAAAAUAAAGCUUAUUUUAAUAAGCUUUAGCAAACGAAAAGCGAGCUUUCAAUAUUGUAAGUUACUGUUUGUUUGCAAAUGAAGAAAAACGACUUUCGAUUCAGAUGCUUAAGAACCGAUUCGUCGGAGUCCGUUAAAAGAAUCGUUCACAACAAAUGAUUCGUUCGUGAAUCGACCCUCAGUAAAUCAGCGCCGGAGUUUGCGGGCAGGUAAUAAACCGAAACCAGUGAUCCGGCUCAGUCCGCGGCUCGUGCGGGGAGAGCUACCGGUGAACACAUGGAGCCGCGCGCGCUGCCCGAACACCUUCUUCACUUCUGAAGAUCAGAGAGAGAGGAGAUGCCAGGAUGAUUCCAGUUAAUGAGUUCCGGAACAUCGCCUCGGAGCACAACCCCAAGUUCCGGGUUCUGAAGCCUUGGUGGGACGUCUUGUCUGAGUACCUGUGCAUAGCCAUGCUAAUGAUGGGAGUGUUCGGGUGCACUGUUCAGCUGACUCAGGAAAAGAUCGCCUGCCUCCCUGACCGCAUUAGUGAAACAUCAGACGAAAACAUGGAUUGCAAUCAUCUUCUACAGCUCAGAGAGAAUGACAGCAUGUGGGAGCACGCCAUCACCAAGCAGAUUGCCCCCAACGUUGUGGAGGUCUUCGGCCGCAAGAAUGACCUGGACAUCCACCAGUACAUUUUCAUCAACAGCAUCUGCUAUGAACGGGCUGUGCACUGGUACGCCAAGUACUUUCCCUACCUGGUUGUUAUACAUACCAUGAUCUUUAUGGUGGCUAGCAACUUUUGGUUCAAGUUUCCUGGUACAUCAUCCAAGAUUGAGCUGUUUGUGACAGUCCUGGGGAAGUGUUUUGACUCACCCUGGACUACACGAGCGAUAAGUGAGGUGUCUGAGGAGAGAGAGGACGAGCGGAUAGUCGUGUGGAGAAAGAACACCAAUGCGAGACCAUCAGCUGUGGAAAGCCCUGAUGGGGAAGACGAAUCAAGAGCUUUUAUCCGGUCCACAUCUGUGGUGUCUGACACAGAAAAGGAUGAGUCCGAGCAGGCUACGUCCGUCCUGGACAAGAAGGAAGGUGAGCAGGCCAAAGCUUUGUUUGAGAAGGUGAAGAAGUUUCGGACACAUGUAGAGGAGGCAGAUGUCCUUUACCUCAUGUAUGUUCUCCAGACAUCACUCAAGGUCUUCAAAUUUGCAGCUAUCACCAUUUACAAUGUCAUCUUGGUGCCAAACAUUGAGAUUGUGGUCACUUGCAUAGUCCCGCCUGAUCUGACUGGUUUUAGCUUGUUCUGCUGCAAUAACAAUAAAGCCCACCUCUUCUCCAAACUGGCCUACUGUUACAUCUCAUUUGUUGGGGUGUAUGGACUUCUUUGUAUCUAUUCCCUCUACUGGCUGUUCCAUCGGCCACUAAAGGAGUACUCUUUCGAACAAGUGCGUCUGGAGACCGGGAUCAAUGAUAUCCCAGACGUCAAAAAUGACUUCGCAUUUCUUCUUCACCUCAGUGACCAAUAUGACCCCCUAUAUGCUAAACGCUUUGCUGUCUUUCUUUCUGAGGUAAGCGAGAGCAGGUUGGGCCAGGUGACCCUCAAUCAUGAGUGGCCUGUCAAGAAACUUCGUGGACGUCUCUAUAAGAACACAAGUGACCGCUUAGAACUGCACUUGUUCAUGCUUCCAGGGCUACCGGAUACUGUGUUUGAACUUCCGGAAGUAGAAUCUCUGAAACUGGAACUGAUAAACAAUGUCCUGAUCCCUGGAACUAUUACCCAACUUACAGCCUUGCAGGAACUUUGCCUCAUCCACUGUCCCGUCAAACUUCAGCUGGCAGCUCUCACUCACUUACGAGAAACAUUGAAAGUCCUCCGUAUCAACUUUGAAAACUUGGAGCAGGUACCAGUAUGGAUGUGCACCUUGCAGAACCUGGAGGAACUCCAUAUAAGUGGUCCACUGUCCAGUGAGCUGUCCCGCAACACAUAUCUAUUCACAUUACGUGAGCUGAAGAACCUCAGAGUGUUGACCUUGCGCAGCAAACUGACCAAAAUCCCAUCUGCAGUGGCAGACUUGGCAGGCCAGCUGCUGAGCCUGUGCGUGCAUAAUGAGGGCAGCCGACUGCAAGCCUUCAGCAGCCUAAAGAAGUUAGUGAACCUAACCAGUCUGGAACUGACCUCCUGCCAACUGGAGCGCCUGCCCAGUGCUGUCUUUAGCCUGAGCAACCUUCAAGAACUGGACUUGAAGGAGAACAGGCUGAACACAGUGGAGGAGAUCCUGAGUCUGCAGCACUGCCGGCGACUGAGCACGCUUAAACUUUGGCACAACUCCAUCACUUUCAUCCCUGAGCAAAUUAGCAAACUGCGCUCCCUGGAAACACUGGACCUGAGCUGGAACAAAAUCCGGAAUCUGCCUCCGCGGCUUUGCUACUGCACCAAACUCCGGCAUCUUGACAUCUCUCACAACCAGCUAACAUCUCUGCCCCCUGAAAUUGGGAUCCUGCAGAGCCUCUGGCACUUUUCUGCAGCAUACAACUCCCUGGAAGCUCUACCAGAUGAGCUGUUCUCCUGUAAAAGGCUGAGGACGCUGGCGCUGGGCAAUAAUAGUAUUGCCUUUUUAUCCCCAAGAGUUGGGAACUUGGCUCAUUUGAUCAAUCUGGAGCUGAAAGGGAACCGGUUGGAGUCGUUGCCUGUGGAAAUAGGAGACUGUGGUUUGCUGAAAUUGACUGGGUUGAUCGUGGAGGGCAGCCUGCUUGACUCAUUGCCUUCUGAGGUCAAACGGAGUAUGAGUGAAAGAUGAUUCAUAUACAGUAUGUGACCUUUGUGUUUAAAACUCACCAGUCUGUUGAAUGUAGCUUACCUUACUACAGAGGUUCUGAAGCAAAGACAUAAUUGACUUGAUUACAUUGACUUAAACACUGGGCUGGUUUUGGAAUGCAUUGUAAGAUGGUAGAGUAGUUAGAAUGAAUGUGUUUAACUCAUUUAACAUGUUUUUAAAGAUCUCUGCUUAGGAAAGAACCAAAAUCUGAAAAGUCCCGAAUUGCACUGCAAUCAAAUCACAAUGCCAGUCCUCUCUAGAACACUGAGCUUCGAGAUGAGCAAUCAUCAUUAUUGAAUGAUAUUCAUUUUUAUUUAUUGCAUGAAGUGCCUUAGGUCUGAAAACUUUUGUACCUUAAUUGCAAUAAAGGAUGUAUUAUCAGUGUA
Astyanax mexicanus (Mexican tetra) is the source of this 3209-nucleotide messenger RNA. Its product is annotated as volume-regulated anion channel subunit LRRC8E. The transcript is spliced from 3 exons. NCBI's taxonomy places the organism in Eukaryota, Metazoa, Chordata, Actinopteri, Characiformes, Acestrorhamphidae. Gene Ontology annotation, molecular function: protein binding. Bases 376 to 2805 code for a protein of 809 amino acids. The record is from RefSeq and is a predicted model, not a curated record.